Molecule: messenger RNA, 1879 nt
Organism: Geodia barretti
Lineage: Eukaryota; Metazoa; Porifera; Demospongiae; Tetractinellida; Geodiidae
Source: the annotation of a GenBank genome assembly
CAGGUGCUGGCUGAGGGCCAUGGGGGGAUGAGGCGGGUUUCUAUUUGAGGCUGAGUUCUGGUUUGAGUACGAGAAGAUCGGUGAGAUUUGAUCUGGGGUCGGAGAGGUCAUCUAUAAUGUAAAAAAGGUAGAUGAAGGCUGGUGUGAGGGCACAAGUUGAACGAAAAGAUAGGAAUGUUCCAGACAGCUUGGUCAGUUACGCCAGUCACUACUGCCUGCUGCUGCUGUCGUACCCAGCCACCAAGGCCACUCGACCCCUAGACCCAGCUUCCCAGUCAACCCUCCGAUCAUGCCAGAUCAGCAGGUCAGCGUGACAAGACAGAAGACGCUAAGGUCCUUCAGCUAUGCUGCUGAGAAUACUGACGACUGGUCACUAAUGCCUGGCCCAGAUGGUUCACAUACUAGGGGAGGAGGAGGAUGGCUGGUGGAGAGGGAAACUAGGGGAUAAAGUCGGUCUCUUCCCCUCGAACUUUGUGGAGGUCAUCAACGAAGAGGCCCCGCCCCCUGACUCCGCCCCCUUCACGACGUGAAAUCCCAGACGGUCCUCAUCAGCUGCCAGAGAGACGUCCUCCGCCAGGGGUGAGAGUAGGUAUGGGUCUACCGAAGUUUAACCCUCUCGAUGUCAAGUUAAAGCCGACAGCACGUGUCCCGCCACCGGCCAUAAAGGAUGAGCCACCACGGAUCAGACCUGAGCUGAAGAAAACUGUUCUUCCUCCAAAGAACCAACAGACAAAGCCCCCCGCAGCCCCCCCUCCACAGGAGCAACCAGUGGAGAGGGCAAAGGUCAUUUUUCAGUACACGUCAGAACAAGAAGAUGAGCUGGAUAUAAAUGUUGGAGAUGUUCUUGAGGUAGUUAACAAAACUGAACAUGAUGGCUGGUGGAAGGUGAAGUUGGGCGGUAGGGUAGGUGUGGUUCCUGACAACUUUGUAGAGCUGCUGCCACUUGAGCAGCUUCCAGCCCCUGACCUCCCUCAUGCCAAGAAAGAGCCUCGUAGGCCACCGCCCCCACCAGCACAGGACACCCCAGAACACCCACCAGACAAACCGGCAGAUUUUGGAGUCCCCCUGACCGAGCCACUGGACAGCUCAGCAGUAAAGGAAAGACCUCACAGACCUGGUGGUGUCAGACCUCCGUCUCGUUCCAACCUUCACCAGGAGGAUGGGGAGUUGGCCAGCAGUCAGGGAGGAGGCGGGGCGGGGGACGAGGCUCCUUGGCAGAGGGAGAUCAAACAGAGGAAGAAGAAGGAACCAGUCAAACUACCACCCAGCAAGCCACACCCACCCCCUCCUGCUACCGUGGCAACGGAGCCUGAGAAACCGGCUCCACCUCGAAUGGCUAGCAAACCUUCUUUUGCAGCGAAACCGAAGCCACCACCAGCUAAACCUCCAGUAGAUAUAGCCAAGACAAAACCACCUCCGGCAAAGCCACCCUCUGAAGCCACACCCCCUCCCGGAGCCGAGACCACGCCCCCCAAGUCCUCGGAAGAGUGGAUAGAGGCUCUGGAUAAACUGAGGUCAGAGUUCAAUGAGUUCAAGACCCAGAUCAGGAAGGAGCUGCGGGAGGAGAUAAAGACGUUGUCAGAUGAUUUGGACCAGGAGCGGAAGAACAAUGCCUCUCUCAGGAUUGACAUAGACAGACUCAAGAAAAUGAAACUCUAGUAUCGUCCUCUCGCGUCUCUUAAUAGUCUCUUCCAUUUUUCAAAUUGACACACAACACAACACAGAGUCUGUUUAUCGGUGUUUGGUCACCAUGGUUACGGUAUUAUACAGUUGUGCCGAAUUUUAUUGGUGUAAUGUAAGUGUGUGUGAAAUGUAGUAUGUGCCAUUCUAUUCCUUUUUUAUGUUCUUUGAACAUUUUAUUAAUGAGUGUUUAUGAUUC